Messenger RNA from Mangifera indica (mango), 1853 nucleotides. RefSeq names its product dihydroorotate dehydrogenase (quinone), mitochondrial. NCBI's taxonomy places the organism in Eukaryota, Viridiplantae, Streptophyta, Magnoliopsida, Sapindales, Anacardiaceae. Gene Ontology annotation, cellular component: mitochondrial inner membrane; cytoplasm. The record is from RefSeq and is a predicted model, not a curated record. Bases 195 to 1568 code for a protein of 457 amino acids. The transcript is spliced from 11 exons. Gene Ontology annotation, biological process: pyrimidine ribonucleotide biosynthetic process; 'de novo' pyrimidine nucleobase biosynthetic process. Gene Ontology annotation, molecular function: dihydroorotate dehydrogenase activity.
UUUAGGGAAAGUCGAGGGACCCACUAAAUUGAAGGAGCAGGAGGGUUUAGGCUUGAAUUGAAGGGUUUAAAGACAGACUGGAAGGUUUAAUAAAUAAAUCCGGUGUUGUGAGGAGAAGCGAGUAAUAAGGGCCAUUACAAAUUACAAUUACAAUUUAAAUCUCCGGCCAAUCGUCCCUUCCUUACUUUCGAUUAAUGGCGGCAAGGAAACUGUUGAGAGAUUUUUGGUAUCAAAGAGUUAUUUCAUCUCCUCUUGGACGCACCGGCCAUUCUUUUUCUACUGCUUCUGCUGCUGCUGCUCCUGGCCUGCCUAAAAUCCCUCAUUCUUCCAAAAAAGGGAGAUUAUUGACUGGAGCCACUAUAGGUCUAGUCAUAGCUGGAGGAGCUUAUGUGAGUACUGUGGAUGAAGCAACUUUCUGUGGCUGGCUAUUUCAAGCAACAAAACUUGUCAAUCCAUUCUUUGCUCUUCUGGAUGCCGAGUUUGCUCACAAUUUAGCUGUCUCAGCUGCUGCUCGUGGUUGGGUUCCUCGGGAGAAGAGACCUGAUCCAUCAAUUUUGGGGCUUAAAGUCUGGGGAAGAAAGUUCUCAAACCCUGUUGGCCUUGCUGCUGGUUUUGAUAAAAACGCUGAGGCCAUUGAAGGGUUACUUGGGUUGGGUUUUGGUUUUGUGGAGGUUGGUUCUGUAACCCCUGUUCCACAGGAGGGUAAUCCAAAGCCACGUAUCUUCAGAUUGCGUCAGGAGGGUGCUGUUAUCAAUAGAUGUGGUUUUAAUAGUGAAGGCAUUGUUGUUGUUGCAAAGCGUUUGGGUGCCCAGCAUGGUAAGAGGAAGUUGGAUGAAACUUCAGGCACUUCAUCUUCCUCAACCGAUGAUGUCAAAUAUGGAGGAAAAGCUGGUCCUGGUAUUCUUGGAGUCAAUCUUGGAAAGAAUAAGACAAGUGAAGAUGCUGCUUCAGAUUUUGUACAAGGGGUUCAUUCAUUAUCCCAGUAUGCAGAUUACUUGGUUAUCAAUGUUUCAUCACCCAAUACUCCAGGAUUGCGUAUGCUUCAGGGAAGAAAGCAAUUAAAGGACCUUGUGAAGAAGGUUCAAGCUGCUCGUGAUGAAAUGCAAUGGGGUGAGGAGGGCCCACCUCCGUUGCUUGUGAAAAUUGCUCCAGACUUGUCUAAGGAAGACCUUGAAGAUAUUGCAGCAGUUGCUCUUGCACUCCGCUUGGAUGGAUUGAUUAUAUCAAAUACAACCGUCUCAAGACCAGAUCCUGUAAGUAAAAACCCCAUUGCCCAGGAAACUGGUGGAUUAAGUGGGAAACCACUUUUUAAUUUAUCAACCAAUAUCUUGAGGGAGAUGUAUCUCUUGACAAGGGGAAAGGUUCCUCUUAUCGGUUGUGGAGGUAUUAGCAGUGGAGAGGAUGCUUACAAAAAAAUAAGAGCUGGAGCAACUCUUGUUCAGCUUUACACUAGCUUUGCUUAUGGCGGACCUGCUCUUAUUCCUCAAAUAAAGGCGGAACUGGCGCAAUGCCUAGAAAGGGAUGGUUUCAAAUCCAUCCUUGAAGCAGUUGGUGCAGACUACAGAUGAUUUUGUUGGUGUGUCUAGUUCUACCGAUAACGGAGUCCAGCCUUUUGAUAUGCAAGGACCUCACUGUACGAGUAGAUUCUCUCUAAUUGAUUUUUAAGCAAUGUUUAUACCUUACAUGGCUAAUAUAUUUUGCUUUCCCGUAAUUUUUGUAAGCUCUUUUUUUUUCACCUAUAUUGAAACAAUUUGAGAGGAUUUUUUAAACCUGUUUUUCUUGGUGAUCGAACAAGAACAUUCUGUAGUUGAUUUUAUUGAAAACUAAAUACACGGCUUUCCUUGCAUUGCAUU